AUGGCCUCCCCAAACCAAUCGCAAAACGCCGCCCCAUCAACCCAACCUCUCACACCCCCGGCCGAACCCUCCAACACCACCACCAACGCCUCCUCCCAACAACAGCCCGCAACCGGAUCCACCACCACCGCACCAGUCGCACAACCCACACAAGUCCCCUCCACCUCCUUAAAAGACAGCGGCAAGUCCCGUCGCCCCCGAGAUGUCCGUCUCAUCCACAUGCUCCUCGCCUCCUUAGGCGUCACCGCGUACCAGGAACGAGUGCCCCUUCAGCUCCUUGACUUCGCCUACCGCUACACCUCCGGCGUCCUGCAGGACGCGGUCCACCUCGCGACGGAGGGCUAUGCCGGCGCCAUGGGCGAGCAGGCCGGCUCGUCGAGGGGUCCGCCGGAGGUGAAUACCGUCAGCUUGCCGGCGUUGCGGCUUAGUAUUGCCUCGCGGUUGCAUUAUCAGUUUCAGACGGGGUUGCCGAAGGAGUUUCUUAUGGAUGUUGCGGCGGAGAGAAAUCGCGUUGCUCUGCCGGGUGCUACGAGGGGGUAUGAUCAGGGUCAGGCGAAGCCGACGGCGAAUCAGAGUGUUCUUAUGGGUGGUAUGAGGUUGCCGCCGGAGAGGUUCUGUUUGACGGGUGUUGGGUGGAACAUGAAGGAUGAGUGGGAGAGUGAAGGGGAGGAGGAGGUGGAGGAAGAGGAGCCGAAGGAGACUAAUCAUGCUGGUGCGGGUGGUGAGGAGGAGGGAGAUGGUGGUGAGGACGAUGAAGAUGGGAAGAUGGAGGAUAUCUUCGGGGAGGAUGCGGUUAUGGGGGAUGGAGAUGAUGAUGGAGACAAAGACAUGACGGAUGUUUAA
Aspergillus oryzae RIB40 is the source of this 843-nucleotide messenger RNA. RefSeq names its product putative transcription initiation factor TFIID, 31kD subunit. The transcript has a single exon. Lineage: Eukaryota; Fungi; Ascomycota; Eurotiomycetes; Eurotiales; Aspergillaceae. Bases 1 to 843 code for a protein of 280 amino acids. Gene Ontology annotation, molecular function: protein heterodimerization activity; RNA polymerase II general transcription initiation factor activity; transcription coactivator activity. The record is from RefSeq and is a predicted model, not a curated record. Gene Ontology annotation, biological process: DNA-templated transcription initiation; RNA polymerase II preinitiation complex assembly. Gene Ontology annotation, cellular component: transcription factor TFIID complex; SAGA complex.